AAAUGGAUGCUAACAUAUAAAUAUGCGCGUCUUUACGGUAAUUUGAAUUAUUAACAAACUUUCAGCUGUAAACGUUAUAUAUACGAAUAUAUAAUUCUUAAUUUGAGAAAUAAACAAUGACUCUUGGCUACGACGACGAUAUUGCCGGCAUUGUGAUUGACAAUGGCUCCGGAAUGUGUAAGGCCGGCUUUGCAGGUGACGACGCACCAAGAGCCGUGUUUCCUGCAAUUACAGGUCAUCCGAAGUAUGAUCCUUGCAUGGUAGGAAUGGGCGCAAAGGACACGUUCAUUGGAGACGAAGCUCAAAACAGGAGAGGAAUGCUCUCCCUACAUUAUCCAGUUGAACACGGUAUUGUCACUAACUGGGACGAUAUGGAGAAAAUUUGGCACCACACAUUCUACAACGAACUUCGUGUGGCUCCUGAAGAACAUCCGGUUUUACUUACAGAAGCGCCAUUAAACCCGAAAGCUAAUAGAGAGAAAAUGACACAAAUUAUGUUCGAAACUUUCAAUACGCCAGCUUUCUACGUGUCAAUACAAGCAGUUCUAUCAUUAUACGCCAGCGGGAGGACAACUGGUGUGGUGUUCGACGCCGGUGAUGGGGUAUCUCACGUGGUACCGAUUUACGAAGGUUAUGCUUUACCACAUGCCAUUGAACGCGUUGAUCUUGCAGGUCGUGACCUUACAAAAUACUUGUCAAGAAUUGUAAAUGAACGCGGAUACAGUUUCACAUCUUCAUCCGAAAUGGAAAUAGUUCGCGAUAUCAAAGAGCAAUUGUGUUAUUCCGCCUUAGACUUUGAACAGGAAAUGGAUGUCGCAGCAAGUUCUUCUCAAAUAGAGAAAAGCUACGAACUUCCGGAUGAACAAGUAAUUACUAUUGGCAACGAACGUUUCCGCUGUGUUGAAUCUCUUUUCCAACCAUCUUUUAUCGGAAUGGAAAGUGCAGGAAUACACGAACUAGUUUACAACAGUGUUAUGAAAUCUGAUAUAGACACCGCAUUCUACUUGUCUGUCCAGGCUGUUUUAUCAUUGUACGAUGCCGGCAGAACCACAGGUGUGGUGUUCGACUCCGGUAAUAAAGUAUCUCACGUGGUACCGAUUUAUGAAGGAUAUGCUUUACCGCACGCUGUUGAACAGAUUAAUCUGGCAGGAAAAGCACUGACAAAGAAUUUGUCAAAACUUCUGAUUGAACGCGGAUAUAGUUUUAAUUUUGCCUCUGAAUUGAAAAUAGUUCGCGAUAUCAAAGAAAAAUUGUGUUAUUCCGCUUUAGACUUUGAACAGGAAAUGAAUGCAAGUUCUUCUCAGAUAGAAAAAAGCUACGAACUUCCGGAUGGACAAGUUAUUACUAUUGGCAACGAACGUUUCCGCUGUGUUGAAUCACUUUUCAAACCAUCUUUUAUCGGAAUGGAAAGUGCAGGAAUACACGCACUAGUUUACAAUAGUAUCAUGAAAUGCGAUACAGACAUAAAGAUAAGACUUUUAUUAAAUGUCGUACUAUCUGGAGGGUCAACAAUGUUUCCCGGCCUUGCAGAUAGAAUGAAAUGUGAAUUAGACAAUUUGGUUCCUAGCUCUAUGAAGUUCAAGGUCAUUGCACCACAAGACAGGAAGUACUCAGUAUGGAUGGGUGGUUCUAUUCUCGCUUCUCUACCUACGUUCAGUCAAAUGUGGAUCUCUAAACAAGAGUACGACGAAUGUGGACCAAGCAUUGUACAUAGGAAAUGUUUUUAAAACUGUUGAGAUCAU
Molecule: messenger RNA, 1742 nt
Organism: Ruditapes philippinarum (Manila clam)
Lineage: Eukaryota; Metazoa; Mollusca; Bivalvia; Venerida; Veneridae
Product: actin, cytoplasmic-like
Exons: 3
Coding region: 117-1727 (536 amino acids)
Source: RefSeq, a predicted model, not a curated record